UGUUGGAAAACAAUUAUUCGCUCUGUCAUCAAUAAUUUUAAUUCCUGCUGAUGAUCUGAGAAUUUCCUUUGCAUCUUUUUCAUCUAAAUCUGAACAUAGUGUGAGAUUGAUACUUUCUGCAUGUGCACGCAUAACCGGAACGCGAAUGCAAGUUGCAGCGAUGUCAACAUCUUCUGUUGACCAGAUCUUUUUCGUCUCGUUCACCAUUUUCAUUUCUUCUUCGUUAUAUCCGUUAUCUGUCAUCGGUGCAUUGUGCGAGAAAAGAUUAAAGGCGUACUGCAAAUUGAAUAUUUUCAUAGUGACAGGAUCACCGUUGAGUACAUCACGAGUCUGCUGUUCCAAUUCAGCCAUCGCAAGCGCACCAGCUCCAGAGGCAGCUUGAUAAGUGGAGGCAACCAUUCUUUUGAUUCCAACGGCUCGAUGAAUAGGAGUCACUGCAACGAGUGCAAUGAUAGUGGAGCAAUUCGGAUUCGAGAUGAUGCCGCCGUGCAUUUUGCCGAGUUUGUACUCUGCCAUUGAAAGUGCAUUGACUUCAGGAAUGAUAAGUGGCACACCUUCUGUAAGGCGAAAAGCAGAAGAGUUAUCAACGACAAAACAUCCUUUCUUGGCAGCUAUAGGACCAAAUUUUUUGGAGAUUGAGCCACCAGCAGAAAACAGUGCAAUGUCGAUAUCAUCGAAAGAAUCUUCUUUCAACUCCUCAAUUUUAUACAUCUCCCCAUCGAACUCUACUUCUUUACCAGCAGAUCUGUGAGAAAGUAUGAACUCAGUAGUGCAAUUAAACAUAAAUGCGUUCCUGUUAUUAUUGCAUACAAGCUGUGCAUGAAAUUUACAGUAACUGGACGUGCCUGGCAGAGGCGAGCAUUUUCAUGCGACUGUAUGGAAAGUUUCGCUCAGUAAGCACCUGAAGAAGAAAUGCUGUUACACGAGUAUACUUGGAGAAUUGCGAAAAUAACUAUCUUAUAAGAAUUAACGCUAGUCUGGUACGUACCCGAAGAAAUUCUUGUCCGACAGCACCCGUAACACCAGCGAUGGCUACUUUUGGCCCCGAAGAAUCUUUGGAAGCGUAUACGGAAAAGCGACACUGAUUGCGGCGGCGAAUAAGAGCGUUUCGACGCGAGAGAGAAGCUUGCGAAACUGGCGAUGCAUAACAGGUGCGUGCACAGAUAAGCGAGACCGAGCGCGUCAUCGUGACUGCGAUAGACGCCUUCGCGUCAAGCAGAUACAACUGUGAAGAGUCCGGGUGGUGGUUGAUGCACAGUUGCACUACACGACCUCAAGACGUCUGGCAGGCUCCGUUUUGACCUCUGGGCUUUGCAGGUCCUGCAGCCUACCUUCGUACGAAAGUACUUUCGUACAUAGUAGGGCCUACUUCGCGUACAAUGCUAGCUACAAUGUACAGACAGAACCGAGGAUUUAUGAAACCCUUAAUAAACGUGUACGUGUACUCGUGUACUGCAUGCGUAUCCUACACAAGCACGCGAGUCGUACAGUACUACAGUUGUACACCACGUGUACACGUGCAGCUGUACAGGAGUACAGCUGCGCACCAAUUAUCGUGUGUCGUGCACUGCGUGAAGUACGUGUAUUUAUACGUGUACGACAUGAACAUGUAUCUUCGAAGGUGCACAUAACGCGUUGAGCGUGCACAGCUGUACACUGUACACUUCAAAGCUGUACACGUAAAUUACAUACAGUACAACUAACGGUGUACUUCGGAAGUACUUUCGUACUUUCGUACAAAGUACGUGUACUCCGGAAGUA
Micromonas pusilla CCMP1545 is the source of this 1761-nucleotide messenger RNA. NCBI's taxonomy places the organism in Eukaryota, Viridiplantae, Chlorophyta, Mamiellophyceae, Mamiellales, Mamiellaceae. The record is from the annotation of a RefSeq genome assembly.